Molecule: messenger RNA, 2796 nt
Organism: Scleropages formosus (Asian bonytongue)
Lineage: Eukaryota; Metazoa; Chordata; Actinopteri; Osteoglossiformes; Osteoglossidae
Gene: tmc1
Product: transmembrane channel-like 1
Exons: 21
Coding region: 1-2796 (931 amino acids)
Biological process (GO): vestibular reflex; detection of mechanical stimulus involved in sensory perception of sound
Cellular component (GO): plasma membrane
Molecular function (GO): mechanosensitive monoatomic ion channel activity
Source: RefSeq, a predicted model, not a curated record
AUGGGUGUGCUGAUGGCUGGGGGCUUCAUGCAGUUGAGGAUAAGGGAAGAAGCUGUUACACAGUCUGGAGGAGGUCCGGAUAUUUUGGUGUCUCCUUCCAGAUGGCAGAGUGAUGAAGAGAUUGUGAGACGCGUCGAAUGUAAUGAGGAUGAGUGCGGGGCUUGCCUUCUUCACUCGCCACAAAAAGUGGAGAUGCUGCUGGGCUCUUUUGAUUACAGGAAUUUAGAAGAGGAAGGCCCUGAGGUGGACAUGCACUGUAACACUGCAAGGAGAGGAAAUUCUAACAGUAGAAGUGGGAGUAAAGUCAAGGAGGAGAAACCCAAGAAAGGUCAAGCCAGAAGAAGCAAAGCAAAGGAAAAGAAAAAGGUGCUGAGGGAGCAGUGCGAGGAAGAGUGCCGACAGGAUGAGGAAGCGCCCAAGUGUUCGAAGAACCACAGGAAUGAAAAAGCUAAGACAGAGGAGAGGGGAGACUUCAAGAGGAAGACAAAGGACAGCUGUGAUGAAGAAAGGAAUCACAUCAGUUCUGAGCGGGGUGGAACUGAAGAGAGGGCACAUGCAGAAAAGAACAUGAAGGCUAAAAAGACGAAGAGGAAAAAAGAAAAGCUAGAAAGAAGCUCAGAGUCAGAGGAGCUGUCCGCGGACGAGGAGGAGUCCCAGGAAGAGAAAGAUGUCCUCACACAGGAGGAGCUGGAGAAGCUGAAGGAGGCUGUGGAGGAAAAAAAGAAGUUAAUUGCCAACCUAAGAGGCAAACCGUGGCCCAUGAGCAAGAAACUCGUCACCCUGAGGGAAUCGCAGGAGUUUGUGGAGAAAUAUGAGGGGGCGCUUGGAAAAGGGAAAGGACGGAAACUCUAUGCUUACAAAGUUAUGAUGAUGAAGAAAUGGAUGAAGUUCCAACGAGACUUCGAAAACUUCAGAACUGCCUGCAUCCCCUGGGAAAUGAAAAUAAAGGAGAUUGAAAGCCAUUUUGGGUCCUCAGUUGCCUCCUAUUUCAUAUUCUUACGGUGGAUGUAUGGCAUGAACAUGAUUUUGUUUGGCCUGACAUUCGGCCUUGUCAUGGUGCCAGAGGCGCUGAUGGGGAGGCCGUAUGGCAGCAUGCCCAGGAAGACGGUGCCCAGGAGUGAGCAGGCCGGUGCCAUGGACUUCGCUGUCCUGUGGGACUUUGGCGGUUAUGCCCAAUACUCCGUGCUCUUCUAUGGAUACUACAACAACCAGCGCGCCAUCGGCUGGCUCAAGUUCCGCAUGCCUCUGUCGUAUUUCCUGGUAGGAGUGGGGACUGUGGCCUACAGCUACAUGGUGGUCAUAAGAACGAUGGCACGAAAUGCAAAUCGAGAUGGGGGAGGGGAUGACACCAGCUUCAAUUUCAGUUGGAAGAUGUUCACCAGCUGGGAUUACCUAAUUGGCAACCCAGAAACUGCUGACAACAAAUUUGCUUCCAUUACCACCAGCUUUAAGGAAUCUAUUGUAGAGGAGCAAGAAAGUCAUAAAGAUGAGAACAUCCAUCUGACCCGGUUCCUUAGGGUGCUGGCCAAUUUCCUGGUUCUGUGCUGUCUAGCAGGGAGUGGCUAUCUCAUCUACUUUGUUGUGAGGAGAUCCCAGAAGUUUGCUUUGGAAGGACUUGAGAAUUAUGGCUGGUGGGAGAGAAAUGAGGUGAACAUGGUGAUGUCGCUGUUGGGAAUGUUCUGCCCGAUGCUCUUUGAUGUGAUCAGCUCUCUGGAGAACUACCACCCACGCAUUGCUCUCCAGUGGCAGCUUGGCCGCAUCUUUGCCCUCUUUCUCGGAAACCUUUAUACCUUCAUCAUUGCACUCAUGGACGAGAUCAACCUCAAGAGAAGAGAAGAGGAGGUAGUCAAGUAUAAUAUGACCGUAUGGCAAGCCAGCCUGUACAAUGGGACUGUGGAUGAUAAUUCCACCACGUCCACUAUACCUGUGGAUCCAGCUGAUGUACCCAGGGGCCCCUGCUGGGAGACUAUGGUGGGCCAGCAGGAAUUUGUUCGUCUCAUUGUGUCUGACACUAUGACUACAUACAUCACCCUGCUGAUCGGAGACUUCCUACGAGCUGUAUUUGUCAGAUUCUUCAACUACUGCUGGUGCUGGGACCUGGAGUAUGGCUUUCCAUCCUACUCAGAAUUUGAUGUCAGCGGAAAUGUCCUGGGGCUGAUAUUCAAUCAGGGCAUGAUAUGGAUGGGUGCCUUUUAUGCUCCCUGCCUGCCAGCACUCAACGUACUGCGACUACAUGUCUCCAUGUACCUGCAGUGCUGGGCUGUCAUGUGCUGCAAUGUCCCCCAGGAGCGUGUCUUCAAGGCCUCCGGCUCCAAUAACUUCUACAUGGCCAUGCUGCUGGUCAUCCUCUUCCUGUCUACUCUGCCAGCCAUAUACACCAUCGUGUCCAUCCCCCCCUCCUUUGACUGUGGUCCCUUUAGUGGGAAGAAGCGCAUGUAUGACGUGAUUCAGGAGACCCUGGAGAAUGAUUUUCCUCUGUGGUUUGGGAAAGUAUUCAGCUAUGCCUCCAAUCCUGGGCUGGUCCUCCCGUUCAUACUUGUCAUGAUUCUAGCCAUCUACUACUUGCAGUCCACGUCCAAAACAUACAAGGCUGCCAAUAUGGACCUAAAGAAGAAACUUCAGACUCAAAAUGAAGAGAAUAAGAAGAAGAACAAGAGGGCAGCUUUGAAGGCGGAAGCUGAGCUGGAGGAAGCAAGAAAUGCAGUGAUGUCCAGACAGGAGAGAAACCUCUCCUCACAACAGCUCACCAGGGAAACUCCUGCCUUCUGUGAAGGUGUAUACAACCCCAGGGGUUAA